Molecule: messenger RNA, 506 nt
Organism: Psylliodes chrysocephalus
Lineage: Eukaryota; Metazoa; Arthropoda; Insecta; Coleoptera; Chrysomelidae
Source: the annotation of a GenBank genome assembly
GAAAGUUAUUAUGCAAACUAUAUUUUCUUUUAGGAUCAGAUAUAAGUAGCCUAGCCAAUAUGGGUUCUCCUGGAUCACCUCCUCGCGCUACUAGUCCAACUGUUGAAAUGCGUGAAUUGUUGGACAAAAUCCAGCAAUUACCUCAACAGAAAAGCCCCGUUCCACCUCUACAAUGCGACCAAAAACUCGCGAGAACUUACUUUCACAAGGUUAAAUCGAAGACACUAUAUAUGCCUCUCUGUGAUGAGACCCCUACUAAGCCAAAGAGUAUUGCAAAUGUUUUUUCUAAAGGCUGGCUCUCCCGUUCAGCCCCUUGCACCCCUUGUGGAAAUUUCGUCCCUAAUUUUCCCAUAAACCACCACAAGGGUAGCCAAAGAGGAAGCAGAUCGAAAAUUACUGAUGGUAGCCCGCUUCUGAGAGAAGAAGAAUCUGAAGAUGAACCAAUUAAUGGUCGAGAUCGGCGAUCAUGAUCGCAGUUCCCAAAAUAUGGAAUUGAUUUGUAAACA